UGUUACUAUACCGAACGGUUCUGCGAUCUCCGCUCGCUCUGCGGUGUGAUUUUUGCUUCGAAAAAUAAAAAAAACCAAAAAGAAAGCUACAAAAACACAGAUACGUACAUAUAUCGGUGCAGCGACACAAGUGCAGAUACAUAUGUACAGAUAUAGUUGUACUUGAGCAAAUAUUAUCAGAGGAAAUAAUAAGAAGCGAGGUGUUGUGAUUGAACCAAAGCAAAUAUAAAAUCAAGACCCGAACCAAGUAAGAAAGAAGCCACCCGGCGGCAUCAGUGGAAUUUCGAAGCGUUCCAGAAAUCCGCCGGAUUCGCCGCCAUGCACACGCUCUUCAGCGACCAGAACUCCUUCACCCGCCACUACGCCCAGACGGCCGCCGGCUACGGAUCGGCCUCGGCAGUGGCGGCGGCCAGCUCCGCUUCCGCAGCAGCGGCGGCACAUUACGCAUACGACCAGUACUCCCGCUACCCGUACUCGGCCAGCGCCUACGGCCUGGGCGCCCCCCACCAGAACAAGGAGAUCGUCAAGCCGCCGUACUCCUACAUCGCCCUCAUCGCCAUGGCGAUCCAGAAUGCGGCGGACAAGAAGGUGACGCUCAACGGGAUCUACCAGUACAUCAUGGAGCGGUUCCCCUACUACCGGGACAACAAGCAGGGCUGGCAGAACUCCAUCCGGCACAACCUCAGCCUGAACGAGUGCUUCGUGAAGGUGGCCCGCGACGACAAGAAGCCCGGCAAGGGCUCCUACUGGACCCUGGACCCCGACUCGUACAACAUGUUUGACAACGGCUCGUUCCUGCGGCGGCGUCGUCGCUUCAAGAAGAAGGACGUGAUGCGGGAGAAGGAGGAGGCCAUCAAGCGGCAGGCCAUGAUGAACGAGAAGCUGGCCGAGAUGAAGCCCCUCAAGCUGAUGACCAACGGGAUUCUGGAGGCCAAGCACAUGGCCGCCCAUGCGGCGCACUUCAAGAAGGAGCCUCUGAUGGACCUGGGCUGUCUGAGCGGCAAGGACGUCUCACACGCCGCCAUGCUCAACUCCUGCCACGACAGCCUGGCCCAGAUGAACCACCUGGCCGGCGGGGGAGUGGAGCACGCCGGCUUCACGGUCGACUCGCUGAUGAACGUUUACAACCCGCGUAUCCAUCACAGCGCCUAUCCCUACCACUUGAACGACGACAACCUGGCCAGCGUGGCCAGCAGUCAGAUGCAUCACGCCCACCAUGCGGCCGCCGCCCACCAUGCCCAGCAGCUGCAGCGCCAUGUGGCGCACGUUGCUCACCCCCUGACACCCGGCAGCCACGGAGGUGGUGGUGGCGGAGCCGGACCGGGUGGCGUCCAGUCAUCGGGUCACUCGCCCACCACGAUCUCAACGCCCCACGGACCGGCCCACGGCGGAUGGUACACCCCGGAGACCCCUCCCUCAGAGCCCAUACCCAACAACGGGCAGCAGGGCACGCCCACUCAUCCGGGCAACAACAACAACGGAACUAUUUUGAACAACAACGUGGGCGGCGGGAGCGGAGGACCUGGUAGCUCGGUGCUGACCAGCAGUCCCACCUCGGCCCUGGGCUUCCGGGACAUGAUCUUCGAGCAGAACCAGUCCUGCCAACUUGACACGGGCAGCCCCACCGGCAGCCUCCAGAGCGCCAGCCCCCCUGCCUCCGCCAGCGUGGCAGCGGCCUCGGCGGCGGCAGCGGCGGCGGUGAUCAGCAGCCACCACCACCACCACCAUCACCAUGCGGCGCUGAGCGGGAACCUGGGACAACUGGGCCAGCUGAGCAACCUGAGUCACUACCGGCCGCACGUGGGCCACUACCAGGAGUACGGCAUCAAGUACGGGGUUUAAGUGGCACACCACCAUGCACCAUGCCAAUAACAAUCCCGCCAAUCAAAGCUGGGCUCUCUUGUAUAUUCCUGUAAAUAUAUGGCCAAGAACGAACCGCAGCACGGAAGAAUCUUUAGAAUACGCAUCUUGCAUCUCUUGUAUCUCAAAGCGAGUUUGUUUUCGAUUCUAUCUCGUUUUACGAUUGUUUUCCACGCUCCACCCCCCCUCCCAAAUGGUAUACGAAGCGAAUGAGUUUAGUUUUUAAGGAACUCAGCCUAAUUGUAUUAUUAUUAUUAUUGUAUUGUAUUAACUGUAUCUGGUAAUUGUAGCCCGUAAUUGUUAUCAACUUUAGGCUUAGUCCCAAUUGUCUGCUACGCAAUUUGUGAUGAGAGAUUUUGCUACACAGAAUAUAAACUUAAAUUUAAAAAUUAGCGCAUUUUGUCAAUAACUAAACCACUAUUGAACACACGGAUUUAUCGCUUAGUACUCUAGCCUAGCCUACGUAAGCAAUAAUAAAUUAUACAAAUAAAUCAUAACUCUAACUAUAAUUAUCGAAACAAGAAAAUGCAAAAACUAGCCUACAACCAAUAUG
Drosophila bipectinata is the source of this 2413-nucleotide messenger RNA. It is a transcript of the gene croc, whose product is annotated as forkhead box protein crocodile. The record is from RefSeq and is a predicted model, not a curated record. Gene Ontology annotation, biological process: cell differentiation; regulation of transcription by RNA polymerase II; anatomical structure morphogenesis. Lineage: Eukaryota; Metazoa; Arthropoda; Insecta; Diptera; Drosophilidae. Gene Ontology annotation, molecular function: DNA-binding transcription factor activity, RNA polymerase II-specific; RNA polymerase II cis-regulatory region sequence-specific DNA binding.